Megalobrama amblycephala (Wuchang bream) is the source of this 1038-nucleotide messenger RNA. It is a transcript of the gene rpl7l1, whose product is annotated as ribosomal protein L7-like 1. The transcript is spliced from 7 exons. Gene Ontology annotation, biological process: maturation of LSU-rRNA from tricistronic rRNA transcript (SSU-rRNA, 5.8S rRNA, LSU-rRNA). Lineage: Eukaryota; Metazoa; Chordata; Actinopteri; Cypriniformes; Xenocyprididae. Gene Ontology annotation, molecular function: RNA binding; structural constituent of ribosome. Gene Ontology annotation, cellular component: cytosolic large ribosomal subunit. The record is from RefSeq and is a predicted model, not a curated record. The coding region runs from base 101 to 865 and encodes 254 amino acids.
AAACCGAAAGUAAAACCAGAAGCUGGAUUCAGCCUCGUCAUUUUGGAAGUAUUUUUUAACAGCAGUAUCUUGAUGUUAAUACCUUCUCUCUUUUUUAACCAUGUCGGAACGUGUCGGAUUGACGUCUUUUCAACGAACUGAGAAAGUAAUCAAGCUUGUUCCUGAGAAUCUUCUCAAGAAACGCAAGGCGUACCAAGCAAUCAAAGCAACUCAAGCCAAACUUGCGUUACAGCAGAAGAGAAAAGUCCAAAAAGGAAGUCCCCUGAAGUUUAAGCGGAUGGAGGAGUUUUUGAAAAACAGUAGGAGGAAGCAUCGAGAUGAGACACGACUCAACAGACUCAAACAAAGACCUCCACCGCCCAUGCCGCCAGCGAAGCACGGUCUUGUGUUUGCUGUCCGCAUCAGAGAGAUCAAAGGUGUAAGCCCCAAAGUGAUGAAGGUCAUUCAGAUGCUAAGGCUGAGAAAGAUCUUCAGUGGCACCUUUGUGAAAGUCAACAAGACUUCUAUACAAAUGCUUAAGACGGUGGAACCUUAUGUUGCUUGGGGGUAUCCCAACUUGAAAUCUGUCCGUGAGCUCAUAUUAAAAAGAGGUCAAACAAGGAUUAAUAAGAGAAAGACUCCUCUGACUGACAAUACACUCAUAGAGCAGCAUCUUGGACAAUAUGGGAUCAUCUGUUUGGAGGACCUUAUCCAUGAGAUCUAUUCUGCCGGAAAAAACUUCAGGGUGGCAAACAACUUCCUGUUGCCGUUCUAUUUGUCAGUACCAAGACAUGCUGCUAGAGAUAAAGUUGGAUUACUGAAAGAUAUUGGAGAUCCUGGACCAAAGGCUAAGGACAUAAAUAAAGUCAUCAGGAAACUCAGUUGACUGUUUGCAAAGGUCUUGCCAGGCAACCUUGAAAGAAUCUCAUACGCACGCCACCGGAAGUCCUUCAUGAUGACCCAAUGGGCAACUAACUGUCCACUGACCCUUCACUGAUCAUCCAGGGGCCACAUCGCUCUGUGUGCUCCUCCCCAUACCUUACGGCAUCAUGGGGGACG